This is a messenger RNA of Clonostachys rhizophaga, 1662 nucleotides long. Lineage: Eukaryota; Fungi; Ascomycota; Sordariomycetes; Hypocreales; Bionectriaceae. The record is from the annotation of a GenBank genome assembly.
AUGGAGUAUUCCAAGGCCUCUCUUGACCGUCAGGUCGAUGAGCCCACUUCCUCCACUUCCUCCACCGCCGCCAAGGCCGUCGGAGCUGAGCUCGCAUCCAUGCUCCCCAGGCAUGACAAGCCUUGGUUUCGCCAGCGCAAUCUGCUGCAGCUCAAUUUUCUGCUGCUCUUUGUGAUUCUGACGCCGACAUCUCUCGGGUUUGACGCGUCCAUGAUGAACGCGCUCAUGUCUUUGGAGACUUGGAAUAACUACUUUGGCACUCCGAGGGGCGCCUUGCUUGGCUUCAUGAACGCUGUGAUGCCUCUUGGGACGAUCAUCGGCUCAUUGCCUGCUGGAUGGACCUCUGACAAGAUCGGACGGAAGAAGACCAUCAUGUUGGGCCUCGUUGUCUUGAUCAUGGCUGGAAUCCUACAAGGUUGCUCGCGCAACAUCGCUGCCUUCAUCGUGGCCCGCUUUUUUGUUGGGAUUGGUAUCGAAUUCACCGCGGCUCCCUCGCCGGUGCUCAUCUCGGAGCUUGCCUACCCGGCUCACCGAGGCAAGAUGACCAGCCUAUUCCAGUGCUUCUUCUACCUCGGAGCAAUCGCAUCAAGCUGGAUCACGUUUGGCACGUCUAGCAUGAAGGGAUCUGAGUGGAGCUGGCGAAUUCCUUCUAUUCUUCAAGUCUUCUUCCCAAUCGUCCAAAUCGUCGGGCUGUACUUUGUCCCCGAGUCUCCGCGAUGGCUCAUCGCCAAAGGAAGACUUUCCGAAGCCAGAGCAACGUUUGCAAAGUACCACGCAGCUGGCGAUGACUCGCACCCCUUGGUUGACUAUGAGAUGUCUGAGAUCACGUCCCAUAUCGAGACCGAGAGAGCCGUUGCUGGCAUGGGUUGGCUCUCUCUGGUCAGAACAAAGGCUGAUCGAAAGCGAAUGGCCAUUUGUGUGUUCUCAGCCUUCAUCUCCAACUGGUCUGGCAACGGCAUCAUCACCUAUUACCUCAGCCUGGUCCUCGAAUCCGUGGGUAUCACCGACUCAUUUACCAAGACACUAAUCAACGGAGUACUGCAAAUCUUCAACUUCUUUGCCGCCACCGGCGCUGCCUUGUUAGUUGAUCGCGUUGGCCGUCGUCCUCUGUGGAUUGCUUCGUGUGCUGGCAUGCUCAUCACGUACAUCAUCUUGACGGUUCUUUCGGCGGAAUUCGUCAAGACUUCUCAUUCCGGUGUUGGAAUUGGCGUCAUCGUCACUCUUUUCCUAUACUUUUUCCACUAUGACAUUGCGGUCACACCGCUUACAUUUGCAUACCCAACCGAGAUCUUUCCAUUCCACGCCCGCCAGAAGGGCAUGGCCGUUGUCAUGCUCGUUAACGGUGUCUGUGGCAUGACGAAUACCUUUGUCAACCCUAUCGCUCUUGGUGAAAUGGGGUGGAGGUACUACAUCGUCUACAUCGCUCUUCUCGCGAUUAUGCUCACCUUCGUGGUCUUGUUCUUUGCCGAGACCAAGGGUCAUUCACUGGAAGAGAUUGCCGACAUUUUUGAAGGGCCAUUCCUUGUCAUUGGGCGAUCGAAGCGCAGGUUGACUGGUGUGUCCGUUCAUGAUGAGGAAGGUUCUGCCAGGUGUGGCCAAUCGACGGGAGUUGGACCUGAGGCCAAGGGUUCAUCCACGGCCGUCGCUAUUCAUAAGGAAUAG